Pneumocystis murina B123 is the source of this 1755-nucleotide messenger RNA. RefSeq lists its product as hypothetical. The transcript has 2 exons. The record is from RefSeq and is a predicted model, not a curated record. Lineage: Eukaryota; Fungi; Ascomycota; Pneumocystomycetes; Pneumocystales; Pneumocystaceae. The coding region runs from base 1 to 1755 and encodes 584 amino acids.
AUGAACAGUCAGGUCAAUACAGCUCGUAUAACACUCAAGCUCGCACGAAAUACUACACUUUUACAUCCUAAAUUCGAAUCUUAUAAACUAAGAAAUGAUAAGGAAAUAUUAUCUUUUUAUCGUUUAGAGAUUUCUCAUAAACUUUCAAAAUUACAGAUACCAUCUUAUGCAAAAAUUGGAUAUUAUGAAUGGAAAGCACGUUUAGGAAGAAAUCACCUGAGACCAAGUGUAAAACCAUUUUGUGCAUUAUAUAUUUCAGAGGAUGGUGUUUUUGUAGAACUUUUUAUGGAAAAAAUUAAGAAUGAAGUAAUUCUUAAAGAAAGAAUUAUUGCAACUAUCCAUAUUCCAAAAUUUGAAUGUAGAGGAACGGGUUAUGAUGAUAUUUAUCCAUAUUUUCCUGAUUUAAAGUCAUUAACAGAAACAUUAAUAUUGGCCACAGAUGGUGCCGGAAAAUUUUACUUUAUUGAUUCAUCAAGCGAUCCUGUACAAGUGGAUAUGGCAGUUUUUUCAACAGAAGAUCUGGAGUCCCAUCCUUUUAUCAUUUUGGAUGCAGUUUACCAUUCAAAUAUAAAGAUACAAGUUUUGAUUGCACAUUUAAAUGGAAGAAAGGAAAAAACAAAUACAAAAUCAAGAAGAUAUUUAAUAAAAAAUAUUAUGUGUGAAAAAACAUCUACAUCUUGGGAAUUAUCUAUUUUAAAUGUUUUUUUUUCUAAGGAAAUACCUAUUUUUUCUCAGUUUUUGGGAAAAACUCUAAUUGACCAAACUAUUGUUCUAGGUGUUCAAAAUAGAAUUGAAGAUAACCUUCAAAAGGGUUAUGAAACUUUGAGGGAAUAUAAUGAACAGCUACAUUAUACUUGGAUUCAAACUUCUGAAGAUAUUCGUUUAUUUUUAACAAUGUCCCCGACAAUUACUAAACAAGAUAUUUCCAUUAAAUUUUCUCGCAAUCAAUUAGAAGGUUUUAAUGAGGAUAAUGGACUUAAAUAUGUACUGAAUUCUAAACUUUAUCAUACAAUUCUCCCUUCAGAGUCAACAUGGACACUUUCAACAACUCCUCUUUUUCCUGAACAAAUUCUUGAAAUUUGCAUGAAAAAAGAAAAUGUUGGACUUAAAUGGCCUCAUAUUUUUGAAAAUAAUGACAACAUAUUAGAAUUAGAGAAUUUAUCCGAUAGAACAAUGGUAUUAAAAAAUCUUUUAUCUUUAAAAUCUGAGCCAAUAUCAAAAAUUAAGUCAAGCGAUAAUUACAUUAUAGAUUAUGAGAAUGCAGAAACUUACUUUUUGCAGCAAUUUAAAGAAGAUGUCUGUAUUGCUGAAAUCAGUGGAAUAACUAUUGUUGGAAGUCAAUUUACAAAUGAAAAAAAUAAGACUUCUUGCUUAGCAAUAAAAUAUGAUGUUGACGCAUUAAUUUAUAAUAUAGAGAGCUCUAAUGAGACUUCUCUGAUGAAUUUAGUACAUUCUUAUACAUUUCCUGCAUUGUCAUAUAUAUCUUCAUCUAAAAUAUCAAAAAAAUAUUUAAAAUAUAGCUAUACCGGUAAAUUUGCAAUUAUUGUUGAAUCUGGUGUCUAUAGAAAAGGUCACUGUAAUAGUCAAAAUCUAUAUUUGUAUUGGAAUGUUUUCAAUAACCAAGUUAACAGUUAUCAAAGUGUUAUAAAAAUACAAAUGGAAGCAUUAGGAUUAUGUCAAAUUGGUGAUCAUGAAAUAAUAAUCCUAGGUGAAAACGAAGGGAAACCUGUCGCUCUUUUAAUAACUAAUUUAUAA